AUCAUCUGCCCCUUCGCCUUCGUCUUUGCUCUUCCCAUCCCCACCAUCUCCCCUUUUCAACUCACGUUGCUGUUUCUUUUUCAGCACUGCUUAGACGAAAAGAUGAGCGUUCAUUUUUUUCACACUUAGCUGUUGUCCUUUCCUUUUUCGCCCGGCUUUUACGUCUCGAAGCUGAGUGAGACCGACCCUCCAUUCUUCGGCCGCCAGGACCCACCCCUCCCUUGCCCCCUCCCAUCCAGCUUCCUUCCUCCGACCUCAGUGAGCCUCAUCCUUUCACUACUGUCACAUCAUGAGUGACCUAGACAGAGCGAUCGCGCAACUCCGCGCUUGCCGUCUGAUCCCCGAAUCCCAAGUCCGCGAACUCUGCUACAAAGCGCGAGAACUCCUGAUUGAAGAAGGCAAUGUGGUGUGCGUGGACGCGCCCGUCACCAUCUGUGGCGACAUCCACGGACAGUUCCAUGAUCUGAUGGAGCUCUUCCGCGUGGGCGGCGAUGUACCUGACACCAACUAUCUUUUCAUGGGCGACUUCGUUGAUCGCGGAUUCUACUCGCUCGAGUCCUUCCUUCUCCUCCUGUGCCUAAAGGUCCGGUAUCCCGACCGCAUCACGCUGAUUCGCGGCAACCACGAGUCGCGCCAGAUCACGACUGUUUACGGCUUCUACGACGAGUGCAUCCGAAAAUACGGCAACGCUAAUGUCUGGCGGUACUGUUGCGAGGUCUUUGACUACCUGGCGCUGGGAGCGCUGGUGCUGGGCGCCAGCUCCGGCUUGGAACCCUCCGGGCCCGCACUAGAGACCACGUCGACCACCAUGUCGCUGGACGACAGCGAGUUGGAGACCGAGGUGCUGAACUCGCGCGGCGAGGUGACGAUGAGCACCUAUCGCCCCAAACAGCACCGCGUUGAUUCGCCCCUCCUUCCUUCCCUUUCACAAGACAAAUCCGCCACGUCGUCCACCCAGAACCCGGCCUCCUCCAUGCCGCCCAUACGGUCCGGAUGGGCAGGCACUGGAGCCACGAGCGACUCCUCGGGCAGCUACUCCACCGGCACGGGGGCCGUCCUCUGUGUUCACGGCGGUCUCUCUCCGCUGAUCGACACCGUGGAUAAAAUCCGGCUGAUCGACCGCAAACAGGAAGUGCCGCACGAGGGCGCGAUGUGCGACCUCUUGUGGUCUGAUCCGGACGAGAUCGACGGCUGGGGCCUUAGCCCGCGCGGCGCCGGGUUCUUGUUUGGGGGCGACAUUGUGAAACAUUUCAACUACAAAAACGACCUGUCGCUGAUCGCGCGCGCCCACCAGCUCGUCAUGGAAGGGUACAAGGAGAUGUUUGACGGCGGCAUCGUCACCGUCUGGUCGGCCCCCAACUACUGCUACCGCUGCGGCAACGUCGCCUCCAUCCUGGAGUUGGGGGAGGAUGCCAGCAACGGGGGCACAGUCUCCCGCAGCAACGGCGACUACAACCGCAGCAACGGCGCUGCUGCGGCCGUCGUCCGCAGCCCCGGUCGAAGAUACCGGGUCUUUGAGGCUGCCGCGCAGGAUACGCGAGGCAUGCCAGCGAAGAAGCCUGUUGCCGAUUAUUUCCUGGUAAAGUUGCCCUGGCCUUGAA
Aspergillus saccharolyticus JOP 1030-1 is the source of this 1601-nucleotide messenger RNA. RefSeq names its product serine/threonine-protein phosphatase. The coding region runs from base 290 to 1600 and encodes 436 amino acids. NCBI's taxonomy places the organism in Eukaryota, Fungi, Ascomycota, Eurotiomycetes, Eurotiales, Aspergillaceae. Gene Ontology annotation, molecular function: protein serine/threonine phosphatase activity. The record is from RefSeq and is a predicted model, not a curated record. Gene Ontology annotation, biological process: double-strand break repair via homologous recombination; peptidyl-serine dephosphorylation. Gene Ontology annotation, cellular component: cytoplasm; nucleus. The transcript has 2 exons.